GCUAAGGAAGUCUAGCAAAGAAAAAGGACUAGUAGACAAGCUUGAGUGGAUACCUUAACCUGCUGAUCGGGAUAAAAGGGUAGGGAUGUUUGUAUGACGGUGCGGGUGUGCGGACGCAAGUAUGUGCGUGCGUGCGUGCGUGCGGCGGUUGAUUCAGAGUUUAGUGUGGGUAUUUUUUUCUUUGCUCUUUGGGGCUACUCCUACUUACUCGUUGCUGCGCGUUGCUGGUGCUUGGUGCUGGGAGGUGAUGGGCCUAAGUAGUGGAUACAAGAGCAGAGAGACAUGGGCUUGAGGUGUGGGG
This is a messenger RNA of Bipolaris sorokiniana ND90Pr, 301 nucleotides long. RefSeq lists its product as uncharacterized. Bases 122 to 292 code for a protein of 56 amino acids. Lineage: Eukaryota; Fungi; Ascomycota; Dothideomycetes; Pleosporales; Pleosporaceae. The record is from RefSeq and is a predicted model, not a curated record. The transcript has a single exon.